Messenger RNA from Tachysurus fulvidraco (yellow catfish), 4476 nucleotides. It is a transcript of the gene pom121, whose product is annotated as POM121 transmembrane nucleoporin. The record is from RefSeq and is a predicted model, not a curated record. The coding region runs from base 35 to 3766 and encodes 1243 amino acids. Lineage: Eukaryota; Metazoa; Chordata; Actinopteri; Siluriformes; Bagridae. Gene Ontology annotation, biological process: RNA export from nucleus; protein import into nucleus. Gene Ontology annotation, cellular component: nuclear pore. The transcript is spliced from 13 exons. Gene Ontology annotation, molecular function: structural constituent of nuclear pore.
AUGGGAUAUUGUUUCUUGGCGGCGCGGUGCCGCCAUGUCUCCUGCAGAUAAACGGCGGCUAGUUUGUAUCUAUAUACUCGCUAUUGUUCUGUUUUUCUUCGUAUUGACCUGCAUACCAACAUAUCUGUACAUCCUUUUCUUUUUUGUCGUAACGUGUGCCGUUUGUUAUUAUAAAGUAGAGGAGUUUCAGCUCUUCGAGAGGUUGGGCCUGAAUCCCCGCCGUGGAUUAUCGCUUCCGACCGCGCUGCGGCGCUGGUUGCCGGGCAGGACUUUCACAGGCGUCCCGGCGGCUGGGCGGAAGAAGACUCAGUCUAACAAAAGCGAUGUUAAACAUUUUGUAGCGUCUCCCAGUGAUAGGUAUUUUCCCAGUUCGGUGUAUAAACGAGACGCAACGUUUAGUGACUCGGUAUUCAGUCCUCGGAGCAUCCUGAUGGGGAGUUACCUCGGAAAGGCGGAGAGUCCCUCCGGCACACGGCGGCCCGCUGGGGGCAACACCAGAGAACAACUCCGGGAGAGACUUGUGCGACCUAAUCAUGGAGUCCCCACUCCAAACAGAAGAUUAUCUUUUGGUGAUCCAGUGGCUACUACAGGGAGGUUCACCAUCACCCCUCAGAGACAUUAUCCACUGCAGCAGGUUGGAACCUCUCCGGUAGGCAUAUUUCCCCCGACACAGUGGGAUGGCUUCCACAAGAAAAACAUUCUCACUCAGCGAAAUACACCCACGCAUAGCCCAGUUACAGUGAAGAUUGCAAGACCGGACAACACAAAACACUUAUCGUUUUUUGAUCAGUUGAACUCUGGCGGAGCAGUCACCUCUCCAAUGUUUGAAGCUCGAGCUGAUCCCUGUUCUAGAGAAACUGUACUCAGUGUGCUCAGAGCAAGCCGUAAACGCAAUGAUGAUGAUGACGAUGAAGAUGAAAGAGCCCAAGAAGCUGGGCAAAAGAGCAAACGGAGGCGGAAUGAUAGCAGUGGGAGUUCUCAGGUAGUUUUUGAGCCACUGCUAGCUAACGGUGUGCAAUUCCAGAUUGUACCAAAGCCUGGAAGUUUGAAAAGAGGAAUGAAUAUCUCCGUGUUGGAAGAGUCCAUGGUAAAGAGAUCUCGGACCUCUUCCAUUAGCUCAGUUAGUGGAUGUCCUGUUUCCUGUGGCACACCUGGAUCAGAUCGGAAUCCUAUUCGUAGUUCUUACAGUUCUUCACGUGGCUACCCUCAGAGAAGAUUAGCAUCUGAUCGGAGUUCAUCUCCUCUUGUGAGCCCUGGAUCAUCACAAUCUCAGACUCCUGAGAGGGCAGCCAAAAAGCCCAGGGAAGAAGAUACUGCUUCACCAAAUUCAGUUUCAGAUAUCAACUCUGAUAAGACAGCCACUUGGACUGACCCUGGCUCUGGUAAAUGCACCCCAAAGCCUGAUCCGCCUGUGACAUCACGGUCAGACUCUGAAGGAAGCAGUUGCAAACGUAAACGUAAAAUUCAGCUGGUGUCCAUGUGCAGAGGCGACCAGAUUUCUUUGCCGCCACCACCUGAACUAGGCUACACAGUCACUGUGAAGGACCUGGAUAUGGAGAAAAAAGCUACUCUUACCCAAAUCCAGAAAGUCCUAGAGGAGCCUGAGCCAGAGAAGCCAAGCUACACUCCUUAUUUAUCUACUACUGCUGCUCCCACUGUAGGCAUGUUUUCCCAAGUAGUCUCAUUGUCCUCAGCCUCAACUGCCCCUGUAGGGAGUACUACAUCACUGGCUUCCCUGCUCACCCCAGCUGCUGGUCUUCCACCUGCCAGUCUUCCACCUGUCUCCACUGCGAUUUCUACCCCAGCUAUUGACCUCACUGUUACUCCAUCCAGCAAUGUCAGCACACCAAUCCAGAGUGUGGUAUCCUCUACACCUACCACCAGCAUCACUGUAGCUACACCAAUGGCUAAUCCUUUGUUGGAGUCUCUUAAGGGCAUGAAGAGCAGUUCUCUUAGUGUGCCCUCUUCUGUGGCUGCUACCUCUCCAGCUCCAGCAACAUCUGUGGCUGCCCAGGUUUCCUCAUCCAUUACCUCCAUUGCUUCAAGCUUUGGACCUGUAAAAUCUGAGCCCUCCAUUGCUACAACACGGCCCACAGUGUCAACUGUACCUUCCUCAGUACCUUCUGCCUUUGCCCAAAUUCUGGCUCAGCCUUUACCAACUUCAUCCACCACACUCAACCUGGGAGGUGGCAGUCUAUUUGGCUUCAUGGCCUCUGCACCCACAACCUCUGCACCAUCUGCUCCUACAUCCUCUGCACAGCUUACUAGCAGUACUACAAAUCCCACACCAUCAGGUUUCAAGCCUAUUUUUGGGCCUGCCAUGACAACACAAGCCCCUGCUGCAGAUGUCAAACCUACACAAACCACAUUCAAGCCCAUUUUUGGUGGUGCAUUUAAUCAGACAGCUUCUACAGCUUCUUCUGUACCAGCAACUCAGAGUAGCACGUCUCUGUUUGGCGGAAUCACUAAUACUCAGCCAGUGUUUUCCUCUGUCCCCUCAUCAGUCCCCAAUACUCAGAGUCCCAGUCAAUCUCUGUUUGGCAGUCAGACUAACAGCCAGCCAAUGGCUGCUUCUGCUUCCAUCUCCAGUACCCAGAAUCCUACUCCAGCUGUAUUUGCUCGAUUGACUAACAGCCAUACAAUGGCUGCUUCAGUUUCAUCAUCCUCCUCAAAUACCCAGAAUUCUACUGCAUCUCUUUUUGGUGGACUAUCUAAAAGCCAGCCAAUGGCUGCUUCAGUUUUGUCAUCCUCAUCCAGUACCCAGAAUCCUGCUUCAUCUCUGUUUUGUGGACUGACCAGCAGCCAACCUAUGGCUGCUUCAAUUUCAUCAUCCUCCUCCAGUGCCCAGAAUUCUACUCCAUCUCUGUUUCCUAGCUGGAGUACUACAAAGAGCAACUUUCAGUUUGGAGGUUCGUCAUCUACAGCCACCACUUCUUCUGGAAUUAGCACCAGUACCACAACUACCAACUGCAACAAUACAACUUUACAGUUUAAUGCUUUAAAACCAGCACCAGCUGCUUCUCCUGCCACUCCUCAGAACGCAUUCACAUUUGGACAAAACCCAGCCGCCACCACCACCUCCUUUACAGGUUUUGGUAUGACAAACAGUACUACUCCCUUGACAUCAAACACCCCAGCUACCCAGACCACAUUUGGUAGUUCAGUAUUCAGCACCUCCACAGGCUUUGCCAACCCUUCAGCUCCUACUCCAGUCAAGCCUUUUACAUUUGGUGCCAGUGUUGGAGGAGGUACUACAGUCGCACCACUCCCAUUUGGCACACCUGCUAGCACUGCUGCACCAACGUUUGGAAAUUCUACAAAGUCUGCAUUUGGUGGAACCUCCACUGGUUUUGCCUUUGGGAACACAAGUGCUUUGCCAGUGAGUGCUGCCUCUAUGCCAGCUCCUGCUUUCACAUUUGGAGCAGCACCAGCCACACCACAGAACUCUGCAACAUCUGGAGGUUUUAAUUUCUCAGCAACACUUUCUGGAGCACAAUUUGGAACGCCUACCCCAGCAGGGCAGAAUCAGGGGUUCUCAUUUGGAGCAGGUAACACGGAUAAUAAGCCUGCUUUUGGAGCCUCCACCCCUGCAUUUGGCACAGUAAGUGGCUCUAUCCCAUUUGGCAGCCCUGGGACUCCUGCUGGUGGAUUCGGUGCCUCAGCCUUUGGUACUCCUUCAGCCACCUUUUCAAUUGGUGCUGGCUCAAAAACCAGCAGUUCACGACAAAGACUACAAGCUCGCAGGCAGCACACAAGGAAGAAGUAAUGCUGACUGUGAGGACAUUAUUUGGACACAUGCAACACCCUCUAUUCUAGCUGCUUCUGCUGCUAACGGACCUUUUUCAGGAUUCCAAUAGGGUUGAAGUAUAAUUAGGUACCACAUCCGUUUUUUGGGUCAGGAGAUCUUGGCAUACCAUCAUCUUGUGUGAAAUCAGACUGAUGGCAAGUUUUGUGGACAAACAGCACUACUUGCCAGAUUAAAAGUAUGAUGAGACAAUUAAACACCUGGACAUGAUUUUGUGCUUUGAUUUUUGGGAUAAUGCAUUUUGUUUUUCUUUUUAAAUUGUUGUCUGUGACCUUUUUGUGAGAUCAUUCAUUUACAUCACAUUCAGCUUCACUAAUCAGUUUUAACUUUUUUUUUCCUUUCAAAGUACAUUCACCAAAACCUACGUUCAUGUCUUUGCUCCUGAACUGCUUAUUAAGGUUCUGAGUCAACGUAGUCUUCAGAAAUGUGUUUUAACUGAAAUAUGUCUCUCCUCCAAAUGCAUUUAGCAUCAAAAUAAAGUUUAGAAUUUUUCAUUGCUUUUGUUUUAUAUCUUUAAAAUAUUUGGCUCAUAUUUCAGAGUAAGUCAUAUUCAUGUUUCAAACCAAAACAGAUGAUGUAAUACAAGCUGUUCUUGGUUUACAACCAUCUGUGUGCUAUUGGCUUUUUGACUACCUCGUCUGUUUACUCCAGUAAAUGUUACUUACCAAUCA